Molecule: messenger RNA, 2407 nt
Organism: Oncorhynchus nerka (sockeye salmon)
Lineage: Eukaryota; Metazoa; Chordata; Actinopteri; Salmoniformes; Salmonidae
Gene: rad9a
Product: RAD9 checkpoint clamp component A
Exons: 10
Coding region: 705-1982 (425 amino acids)
Biological process (GO): cellular response to ionizing radiation; DNA repair; mitotic intra-S DNA damage checkpoint signaling
Cellular component (GO): checkpoint clamp complex
Source: RefSeq, a predicted model, not a curated record
CUACAAUACCAGUCAAACGUUUGUACACACCUACUCAUUCCAGGGUUUUGGACAUUGUAGAAUAAUAGUGAAGGCAUUUUAGAUUAUUUAAAGUAGCCACCCUUUGCCUUAAUGACAGCUAUGCACACUCAUUGGCAUUCUCUCAACCAGCUUCACCUGGAAUGCUUUUCCAACAGUCUUGAAGGAGUUCCCACAUAUGUAUUUAUUCGUUAUUUUACCAGGUAAGUUGACUGAGAACACAUUCUCAUUUGCAGCAACGACCUGGGGAACAGUUACAGGGGAGAGGAGGGGGAUGAAUGCUGAGGACUUCUUGGCUGCUAUUGCUUCACUCUGCGGUCCAACUUAUCCCAAACCAUCUAAAUUGGGUUGGGGUCAGGUGAUUGUGGAGGCCAGGUCAUCUGAUGCAGCACUCCAUCACUCUCCUUCUUGGUCAAAUAGCCCAUACACAAGCCUGGAGGUGUGUUUUUGGUCAUUGUCCUGUUGAAAAACAAAUGAUAGUCCCAGUAAGCGCAAGCGUUGCAGGAUGCUGUGGUAGCCAUGCUGGUUAAGUGUACCUUGAAUUCUAAAUAAAUCACUGGCUGAUGUCUUCACUAUUAGUUUACAAUGUAGAAAAUAGUAAAAAUGAAGAAAAACCCUUGAAUGAGUAGGUGUGUCCAAACUUUUGACUGGUACUGUAGCUAGCUAGCUACAUGCCUUUUUAUUGAAUGAAUUUGGGAGGAUUUGUGUGUCUGUGUUUUACAGUGCUGGCCAAGGCCAUCCACUCUCUGUCCAGGAUAGGUGAUGAGUUGUACCUGGAGCCACAGGAGAAUGGGCUGGCUCUGCGUUCAGUGAACUCAUCCCGCUCAGCCUACGCGUGCUUCCUUUUCUCCCCACUCUUCUUCAGCAGGUACACCAUUCCCUUAGGACAUGCUUUUCGCUGCAAGAUGGCUAUCAAGUGUGUGCAGGCCGUGUUCAGGUCCCUGUCGUCUCUGGAGAAGACAGUAGAGAAGUGUCACAUUGAACUGGAUGGAGAGAAGAGUCGUCUCACCUUCACCCUGCACUGCAAACAUGGUCUGCUGAAGACACACAACCUGUCAUUCCAGGACAGUGAGAGUCUGCAGGCCGUGUUUGAUAAAGAGAGCUGUGCCAACAUGCUUCGAGCCCAGCCCAGGUCAGCACAUUCUCUCUCUCUCUUUCAGUGUUCCUCUCCUGUCAUCUUACCUCCUAUGCAUCACUUUGAUUUUUCCUUCUUUCUUUCCUCCAGGUUGCUGGUUGACACGGUGCUGCACUUCCCUCCCUCUCUGGAAGAGGUGAGUGUGUCAGUGAGUGGAGAACGAGUGUGCUUCAGGAACCAUGUAGACGACGAGGCAGAGCAAUCCAAAGCCAUGCUGACUGAACUGUGUUUGAGUUCUGAUGAGUUUGACCACUUUGCUGUCGGAGCUCAGACCAGCAUCACAUUCUGUCUAAAGGAGCUGAGGGGCUUGCUGGUGUUUGCAGAAUCCACAGGUCUCCCAGUCUCAAUGUAUUUUGAUGAGCCAGGCAGUCCUGUGGUGUUAAGUGUAACAGACAGUGUUCUGGAGGUGAACUUCGUGCUUGCCACUCUGUCUGAUGACUCCAACCUCUGUAACCAUAACAACAACACAAAACGAGCUCGCUCGCCGCCACCUCCUGACGACUUUAUGACUGACGACAUUGACUCUUAUCUCAUCGCCAUGGAGACCAGUGAAUUAGCGGGUCCCUCCAAUGCCCUUGCGCCCCGGUCCCCCUCGCCCAAUCACACACUUACAACUCCGCCAUCUGUAGCCAUGCACAGGCUAGAGAGAGGAGAGGAAGAGGAGGAGGAAGAUACCGAGGACACUGAAAGACCUCCAAAUAAAAAGUUCCGCUCGCUCUUUUUCGGGUCAGUCUGUCCCUCUGAUUCUCAACUGACCAAUCAGACGAUCAAGAGCCAGGAAGUGCUGGCCAGUGACAGCGAGGACGACACCCAAGCAUCAUUGCCGUGACCUGGGGUGGUGGAGUUGAAGCCACGUGUGUUUGUGUGUGUGUGUGUGUUUUGGAGAAACCCACUUAUAGAAUCCCUGCUAAGAGAUAUUUAAAAAGAUGAAAAAAGGUUUGCAUCUAAUCUGAAGACUAAUCACAUUAGAUGCAGAGUCUUACCCGUGGGAUCAUUUUUUUAGAAUAUGGAUUUGAACAAAUCCAGACCUUUCUAGUUCUAAUGACCGUUGCAGCCUUGAGAAGAAAGUCUGCACUCAGUAGGUCCUCUGAGGGACAGUGAUGGGACAUUCAGACUUUUUAUUGGACCAUAUCAUCACACUGGGGGACUCUGGAAUUAUGAGGAAAUGGACAAGUACUUCCUGUUUAUGAUGGCAUGUCAAUGAUCAAUGUACACAAGCUCUAGAAUAAAAAAACACUUUUUUUUCUCCCCGGA